GAGGAGUGAAGCUAGUGCUUGUAGCAGACUGAUAGCAGCACCGCGGACAGCUCAGUGCUAGCAGGGACUGGGGGAGCAAGAAAGCGCUCCAGGCUGGCUGCUGGGUCUGAACACAGAAGAGCCCUGGGCACCUAUAUUAAAGAAAGUGUGGCUAGGAUUAGAAAUAGAACAGCCUCCAGAGAGCAUACACUCUUCAUCCUGGAACUGCAACAUCAGGGACAGGAAGCAUCCAAGUGUGUGUAACUCUCCAGCUUCAAGUUUCUCUCUCAGUUUUGUGGUUCCAAGCCCUGCACCUUCCAGAAAACCCCUCUUCGGUCUGUUUUUACACAAUGCCCCUGGAUAAGAUGAAAGAUCUGAGCCUAGAGUGCUCCGUGACACGCUCUGAAACAGAUGAAGUGGGUGGAGUUCUCCUUCCAAAAAAAGUGUGUGACAGGUGGGAUCAAAUUUGGAACUUCAGAGCCAGACCUGAUGAUCUGCUCAUCGCAACCUAUGCAAAAGCAGGUACAACAUGGAUACAGGAGAUUGUAGAUAUGAUCCAACAUGAUGGAGACAUUGAGAAAUGCAAACGUGCCACCACUUAUCUGCGACACCCUUUCAUUGAGUGGGUUCUGCCUGGACCUUUCAGCUCUAAUACAAAUGGCCUGGAACUAGCUGAAGCGAUGCCCUCCCCACGAACACUGAAAACUCAUCUCCCUGUACAACUGGUGCCUCCAUCCUUUUGGGAGCAAGAGUGUAAGAUAAUCUAUGUGGCAAGAAAUGCGAAAGACAACCUGGUGUCCUACUACCAUUUUCACAGAAUGAAUAAAAAUAUGCCUGAGCCAGGAACCUGGGAGGAGUUUUUGGAGAAAUUCAUGGCUGGACAAGUGCUUUGGGGUUGCUGGUAUGAUCAUGUAAAAGGAUGGUGGGAUGCAAAAGAAAACCACUGUAUUCUCUACCUCUUCUAUGAAGAUCUAAAGGAGGAUCCAAAGCGUGAAAUCCAAAAGGUGUUACAGUUCCUGGAGAAGGACUUAGAGAAUGAGGUUCUCGAUAAAAUCAUCCACCACACAACAUUUGAGAUAAUGAAGGACAACCCCAUGGCAAACUAUACUUUUCAACCUCCUGCAGUAAUGGACCACUCAAUCUCACCAUUCAUGAGAAAAGGGACUGUUGGAGAUUGGAAGAACCAUUUCACAAUGGCACAGAAUGAGAAAUUUGAUGAAGAUUAUAGGAAGAAGAUGUCUAGAACCUCUCUGACCUUCCGCAUGGAGCUCUGAGAAGGGGCUAUAGGGAUUAUUCUCUAUAAUCUACUAGCACUUUCCCUAUAAAAGCCUCACAAAAUACCUGUGCAUCUAAAAUUACAAUGCCCAGUUUCCCACACCACUGACUUCACAGGGCUGAGCAUCCCCUUUCUCUGUGUAAACCUAAUUUUGAGACAAACAUUUUAGUUAAACUAGAGUCAAGCAGUAAUGUACUGUAGAGAUUUUGCAGGAAUCCCUCAAAAUCCCACCCCCAAAUUGAAGAGGUGGCUGGGGUGAUUUCCCUGAUUAAAUUUAUCCCCUCAUCCCUAACUUUUAUUCUUGGUGUUCAUAAAAUUCUUCUGAAGAGCAGGGCUGUAGGGUCUUGUUCAUUUGCUUUUUUUUGCAUUUGUAAAACUUUAGAUGGUAAUAUCCAAUAUUUUUAAAACCAUUCCCAGCAGCAAGUAAAAACCCUGAGAUAGAAGGCACUAUUGAAGUGCAACAUGCUGUUAUUGUUUGUAUGUUUUCAAUGUGCUGGGAAAACUGUAAUCCAUCCUCACACUCCACUAGUGCGGUAAGUAAGUACUAUUAGCUAUACUUUGCAGAUGGUGAAAUGGUGUCAUGCAAGAAAUUGAAGUUACUUAUUUCCCCCUCUCCCCCCAUACAUACUGCAUGCUAUAUAAGAUCUAGCCCUAAAUGACUUGCAUGGGUGGCAGUUUGGUCUAACAAAUUAGUUUAUGGGACUAUGAAUCAGAAAACUAUACUCGUUCCACCUCUAGGACUGACCUGCUCUCCAGGCCUCAAACAAACCAGUUUGCCACUAAAGCUAGGCACCUAAAUCCAUACUUUGAAGACUUCAAAGUAUGGAUUUAGGUGCCUUGCUGAAGUCAGUCAGAUACCGGGAUGCCUCAGCACCUUUGAAAAUCAGACUGCUUAGCUAGGUGCCAACUAUAGAGUUAGACCUGGAUCUUCAAAGGUAUUUAGGCUCAUAACUUCCACUAAUUUUUUAACAGAAGCUAAGGGCCUGAAUACCUUUUGAGAUGGGGGCCUGACGUGCUGAACUUUAGGCAUCCAUGUUUGAAAAUUUUGUCAUUAAACAUAACCUUUCUGAGCCUCAAUUUCCUAUUUACAAAAUGGGGAUAUUGAAAUAAAUGUACCCCUCAAAGUGGUUGUGAAGCAUGAUUUGUGUUGUAAAAGCACUUUGAGAGCCUUGAAUGAAAGGUAUUAUGUAAUUGCAAAGUAAUAUGGGGGGGAGGGUUGAAGCAACACAAUUUAUAGCUGACUUAAUUCUAAGUAAAAACCUAAAUAAGU
Mauremys mutica (yellowpond turtle) is the source of this 2525-nucleotide messenger RNA. Its product is annotated as sulfotransferase 1C1-like. The transcript has 9 exons. Gene Ontology annotation, molecular function: sulfotransferase activity. Gene Ontology annotation, biological process: sulfation. The coding region runs from base 330 to 1253 and encodes 307 amino acids. Gene Ontology annotation, cellular component: cytoplasm. Lineage: Eukaryota; Metazoa; Chordata; Testudines; Geoemydidae. The record is from RefSeq and is a predicted model, not a curated record.